Molecule: messenger RNA, 840 nt
Organism: Phalaenopsis equestris
Lineage: Eukaryota; Viridiplantae; Streptophyta; Magnoliopsida; Asparagales; Orchidaceae
Exons: 3
Coding region: 288-668 (126 amino acids)
Source: RefSeq, a predicted model, not a curated record
ACAAAUUUUUUCCGUGAGGCGGAACUCGGUGCAGAGCGAACGAGCACCAAGAAGGGCCUGCGUCGGUUUCCGUCUUCGCCGGCGAGUUCUGUAAGCCGGAAAAGGAAGCUUAAGGACUAGUAAACCAGAACGACAUCAAAUGCAAGUUUCACUACUUACAUCUUAAUUUAUUCCGAGUGAAAAUACAGAAUCUCCCAUCUUUCUCAUCCGUCCACUCCGCUCCUACCAGAAACCUUUGAGAAAGGGGGAAAGGGCUAUAAAUACAGAAGCCCAGGUUUGCGCCAGCAAUGGUGGAGGUAUGGUGGUCCUUAGUCGGGGCUGCUAUUCCAGCUCUUAUUGCAGGACAAGCCAUUCGAGCCAAGAGGAGGAGAGCUGAAGAAAAACGACUCGAGAGUGCUCGUGGCCGUGAGAAAAGCUCUGAUGAUAUAUUUGUCUGUGAGAGGGUCUGCACUUCAAAAAGAAUGUUGAAGAAAGUUGGUGCCUUCUCCAAAGAUCCCACCCCUGAUACUUGUGUUACGGUCUGUGGUGUUUCUCUUCUUGAUGCUUGUACCGAUGCUUGUGCACGCACGGUUUGUGUCAAUCAAAAUCAAGUUCCCCACUGGAAUGAUGUUUGCCUCCGACGUUGCCAAAAUGAAUGCUUGCGGCUUUCUUCGUCUCCUACUAACUAAGAAGAUCAGAAUCAUGAAUGAAUCUUUUUGAUGGUUUGUAUUCAAUUCCAAAAGGGUAAUCAUUGCCAAUUAAUCAAUGCGUUCUUGCUUAGGUUAUGCUGUUUUAUUAUUGAUUUGUAAACCAUUUCUAUGAGCUACACUUUGGAAAACACUUUUGAAUGGCUCUUGAUUA